Psylliodes chrysocephalus is the source of this 4422-nucleotide messenger RNA. NCBI's taxonomy places the organism in Eukaryota, Metazoa, Arthropoda, Insecta, Coleoptera, Chrysomelidae. The record is from the annotation of a GenBank genome assembly.
CAGGCAGCAAUUUUGACAGCUGGUUGGAAUUCCUAACUGUUGUGAUUUUUUACUUUUUACUACUUUGCUUAUUAAAAUUCUUAUGAUGUAUUAUUAUUAAGUUUUUUAAGAAAAAAUACUGCAAUUUAAAAUGCAGCUGACUUACUGACGUAAUAAUUAAUCCUCAGACAAAACCAAUCCAUCGCUCGCCUAACUCGCGUGGCACACCUGUUCAUUUUGUUUAUUAUUUUUAUUAAGAGUUUUAAUUCGUGCAAUGACUUCGAAAGGGAAGCUCAACAUUGAUGAGCAUGGCCGCUCAGAUUCGUAUCGUGUUGCAACAAUACCGUCCAAUUAUGAUGACAACAAAACUGCAGAUGGCAGACCCAAGUCUCGAAGGAAAGUAAAGAAGAUAAGGAAAGCAGACGAUUUGGAUGAUUUAAAACAAGAAUUAGAUAUCGAUUACCACAAGAUCUCACCAGAGGAAUUAUAUCAAAGAUUUCAGACACAUCCAGAAAACGGUCUUAGUCAUGCAAAAGCGAAAGAAAAUUUGGACAGGGACGGACCCAAUGCACUCACACCCCCAAAGACGACUCCCGAAUGGGUGAAAUUCUGUAAAAAUCUAUUCGGGGGUUUCGCCCUUUUACUUUGGAUCGGUGCGAUCCUUUGUUUUAUAGCCUAUUCUAUACAGGCUAGUACUGUAGAGGAACCAGCAGAUGAUAAUCUUUAUCUUGGUGUCGUACUAGCUGCAGUUGUUAUCGUUACAGGUAUAUUUUCCUACUAUCAAGAAAGCAAAAGCUCGAAGAUUAUGGAAUCGUUCAAGAACAUGGUACCUCAAUUCGCUACAGUACUUAGAGAAGGUGAAAAACUAACUCUCCGAGCCGAAGAUUUAGUGCUCGGUGACGUAGUCGAGGUGAAAUUUGGUGACAGAAUUCCAGCUGAUAUAAGAAUAAUUGAAACUAGAGGUUUUAAGGUCGACAAUUCAUCUUUGACAGGAGAAUCUGAACCUCAAAGUAGGAGUCCCGAUUUCACUCAUGAAAAUCCUCUCGAAACCAAAAAUCUUGCAUUCUUCUCUACUAACGCCGUUGAAGGCACUGCCAAAGGGGUUGUUAUUAGUUGCGGAGACAAUACAGUGAUGGGUCGUAUCGCUGGGUUAGCUUCCGGUUUGGACACUGGCGAAACGCCCAUUGCUAAAGAAAUCCAUCAUUUCAUUCAACUCAUCACCGGUGUAGCCGUAUUUCUAGGUGUUACUUUCUUCGUCAUCGCAUUUAUUCUUGGUUAUCAUUGGUUAGAUGCUGUGAUUUUCCUUAUUGGUAUCAUUGUAGCAAAUGUACCCGAAGGUCUCUUAGCCACUGUAACCGUAUGUUUGACCCUCACUGCCAAGAGAAUGGCAUCAAAGAACUGUUUGGUCAAGAACUUGGAAGCUGUUGAAACCUUGGGAUCCACUAGCACGAUUUGCUCAGACAAGACUGGAACCCUAACUCAAAAUAGAAUGACUGUAGCUCACAUGUGGUUCGACAACCAAAUUAUUGAAGCUGAUACAACUGAAGAUCAAUCCGGUGUACAAUAUGACCGAACCAGUCCCGGUUUCAAAGCUCUGUCUCGCAUCGCUACCCUAUGUAAUCGAGCUGAAUUUAAACCAGGUCAGGACGGAGUCGCCAUUCUUAAACGUGAAGUUAACGGUGACGCUUCCGAAGCUGCUCUUCUCAAAUGUAUGGAACUAGCUCUUGGUGAUAUAAUGUCUAUUAGACGCAAAAAUAAGAAGGUAUGCGAGAUACCCUUCAAUUCAACCAACAAAUAUCAAGUUUCUGUACACGAAAACGAAGACCCCAACGAUCCUCGUCAUAUCUUAGUAAUGAAAGGAGCACCCGAGAGAAUAUUAGAAAGAUGCAACACAAUUUUCAUCUGUGGAAAAGAAAAGGUACUAGACGAAGAGAUGAAAGAAGCAUUCAACAAUGCAUAUUUGGAAUUGGGUGGACUCGGAGAACGUGUGCUAGGUUUUUGUGAUUUUAUGAUGCCUUCAGAUAAGUAUCCUAUUGGUUUUAAGUUCAAUUCUGACGAUGCAAACUUCCCGCUCGACGGUCUUCGAUUCGUAGGUCUUAUGUCGAUGAUUGAUCCUCCACGAGCCGCCGUACCCGACGCCGUUGCCAAAUGUAGAAGUGCCGGUAUCAAGGUUAUCAUGGUUACCGGUGACCAUCCCAUCACUGCUAAGGCUAUCGCUAAGUCCGUCGGAAUUAUUUCCGAGGGCAAUGAAACCGUGGAAGACAUCGCUCAACGUUUGAACAUUCCCGUAUCAGAAGUGAACCCCAGAGAAGCCAAGGCCGCCGUGGUGCACGGCUCAGACUUGAGAGAUCUAUCUUCAGAUCAAUUGGACGAAAUAUUGAGAUAUCACACGGAAAUUGUAUUUGCUAGGACGUCGCCGCAGCAGAAGCUUAUCAUCGUGGAAGGAUGUCAGCGAAUGGGUGCUAUAGUUGCUGUUACAGGUGACGGUGUAAACGAUUCACCAGCUCUGAAGAAAGCCGACAUAGGUGUCGCCAUGGGUAUCGCGGGAUCCGACGUCUCCAAACAGGCAGCCGACAUGAUUCUCCUCGACGACAACUUCGCCUCCAUCGUUACCGGUGUGGAAGAAGGACGAUUGAUCUUCGAUAACCUUAAAAAAUCCAUCGCCUACACCCUUACCUCUAACAUUCCCGAAAUUUCACCUUUCCUCGCCUUUAUUCUAUGCGAUAUUCCUUUGCCUCUGGGUACAGUUACUAUUCUAUGCAUCGAUCUUGGAACCGAUAUGGUGCCUGCUAUAUCUUUGGCUUACGAGGAAGCUGAGUCUGACAUAAUGAAGAGACCUCCAAGAGACCCACAAAACGAUAAACUUGUCAAUGAUAGACUAAUAUCAAUGGCGUACGGUCAAAUUGGUAUGAUUCAAGCCGCUGCUGGAUUCUUCGUUUACUUCGUCAUCAUGGCUGAAAAUGGAUUCCUGCCGAUGAAACUGUUUGGAAUAAGAAAACAAUGGGAUUCGAAAGCUGUCAAUGAUCUUACCGACUCUUAUGGACAAGAAUGGACUUACAGAGACCGAAAGACAUUGGAGUACACAUGCCACACUGCUUUCUUCGUAUCCAUCGUAGUCGUACAAUGGGCCGAUUUGAUUAUUUGCAAGACUCGUCGUAAUUCAAUCGUUCAUCAAGGUAUGAGGAAUUGGGCUCUUAACUUUGGGCUUAUAUUUGAGACCGCCCUUGCUGCAUUCCUAUCUUACACCCCUGGUAUGGACAAGGGGCUGAGAAUGUUCCCUCUUAAGUUCGUUUGGUGGUUGCCAGCCAUUCCAUUUAUGUUGUCGAUCUUCAUAUAUGACGAAGUGCGACGGUUUUAUUUACGACGUUGCCCCGGCGGCUGGUUAGAACAAGAAACCUAUUAUUAAGUAUUAAUAUCAGAGUACUGCCACUCAGUGGAUGCUGUGGAUAGUUUAGGCCACAGUUUCGAUAGGAAAGACCUCGUUUUCAUUUUUAGACAGUUGUAUCAACAUGGUAAGAGCAAUUAUCAUCGAGUAAUAGAUCCGAUGUCUUUUCCUAUCGAUUAUUGUACAAAUACUGUUGCUAAUUCUAGUAAAUUACUGCUUGUGCAGUUUUGAUAGUUAAGUAUGGCGUGCAAGGUAGACUCGAUUAGUUAAGAUUGUUUCAAUCUUGUACGUGUUAGCUUUGUAUUAAUCUAAUUAAUUUCGGUUAUCAUAUAUAUAUGAAAAAAAUAAAAAUAGAUGAAAAUGUGACAAUGAAAAGUAUGAACCACAACCAAUAACAAUAAUUCACUGUCUGACGAAGACGAUUAGUCGCAAAAGCGGUUUUUAAACAUUCCAUUUUGAGGACACAGUUGCCUUAGUGCUGUUUGUCGUACAGAGUUUAAAUAAUAAAAUUAUAUCGGGUGGCUGCCGAUCUAUGUUGCCUGUUGGAGGAGCCACUCAGGCGAAACACGCGCGUAAAGCGUUGAAUUGAUUGGAAUGAAUGAUUUUAGUACUAUUUAGGCUUUCAACACUUAGGUUAGCUAGAUUGUAACUGUGUUGUUAUUCGUAUUAAAUGUCAACCAGGUCGUGCUCAAUACACAACAUGACUAUAAUUAUCACGAUUGUAAACAUUUGAGAAUUAUUUUUUCUUUUUUAAAUAUUUGUUUGUAUAUAUUCUUUAAGUUUUUUUAAAGUCAGAUGCAACUGCAAGGGUUGAUCGUUGUAAUAACACACACUAUAUUAAAAUAAUGAAGGUCUGCUUUUGUAGAGUUUUAUUUUUCCAUAAUAAUAUGUUGCGCUCUGGUCAGAGACCAGUGGACCAUAUGGUAUUGUUAUCUGACUGUAAAUAGUUUUAAGUGAAUCACUUAAUUAUUUUUGCUUGUUCUUUUCACGUUCAUAUUUUAGUAAGUGAAUGAGCUGUAUACAUUUGGGUUUUAAUAAAAUGAAUGAUAGUAAAUACA